UUCAUAAUCUGAAACAUUUAAAUGAGACAAACAAGUUGGGCCGUUAUGCAGCCGUCUGGACUCUGAUUUCCAACUUUAAGAUCUUUGCUGCUUGUCCUCUCCCAUUUCCUCUCUGUUUCCUAUACAAUGAAGGCCAGAAUACGUUUGCAACUGUCCUGUGUGUGAAUCUAUUUGCUGUAUUCCCUAUGUCUUGUGUUAUUUCAUGGAUUCUCCUUGCAAGUACAAAUGUUUUAUAAAAGUUAUAGAUCAUGUAUUUUAUGAUUAUUAUUUAUUUUCUUAUAUAUUGCAUUUAAGAGUUGACACGUCUCACUUUGUCCCACACAAGCUCUCUCUGUUAAGGUUGUUAGGAUCUAAUGCAAAUUAGAUACAAAAACAAACAGCAGUAACCAUGGAUUAGUAUAUGUUAUACAGUUGUGUAAUUUGAAACCCUCCAUUAUAAAACAUGAAACUGGAUCUCAUCUACAUGAGCUUAGAGAGACAAACCCGCUGAAAGAGGAGAGAAGCUACAUCAACCCAAACUGACUCUUAUUUUACUUAUUAGUAGAGGAGGAGGAAUCAGGGAACAUCCUCUGGUCUGAAUAUAGUUUAGUGAAGAAAAAGUCAUUUUAGUUUGUUUGUCCUCCAAAGAUGUUGUGGAUUCUGUUCUUCAUCUCUCUGAUUGGAAGGCUGUGUGCAAGUGAUGGCUCAAGUUCAUUCACAGAUGGCUGCAACACACCAAAUAUAAAUCUGAGGGACAAGAAAGCAUACCAGUCUACAACCUAUGAUGGGUUCUUCACAAAAUACAGUGCUUACAGAGCCUUUGAUGAGUAUCAUUCAACAUGUUCUUACACCGAAUAUCUGACUAACUCCUGGUGGACUGUAGACCUGCAGGGUGUUUACAACAUUACCUGCAUCUCUAUUUUUAAUGAUGACAAAUGGUAUAGAUCUACACCAGACAUAUCAGGUGCCAAGAUCUACAUCGGGAACUCUCAUCAGAACUUCAGCACCAACAACAAGCUGGUUAAAAACAUCACAGCCUUCAAAACGGGUCAGACCAAUGUCUAUGAGUUCUCUACUUCAGUGUCGGGGCGAUACGUCACUGUGAUCAUACCAGAAGAAAAAUACAUGGCUCUCUGUGACAUGACAAUCACUGGAACAAAAAUGGCUUCACCUUUUCUACUGAUUGACCAAAACAAGACCUGGGAAGAAGCUCUGUCCUACUGCAGAGGUAACCACAGAGGUCUGGCCUCCAUCUUGGAUGAACAGAUGCAGACCUUUGCUGAGCUGGAGGCUGAGAAAGCCAAAAGUCCCUUUGUGUGGAUCGGACUUCACUACGGCUCCUCCCUCCAAUACUGGUUCUGGGUUGAUGACAGUGAAGUAGAGUUUAAACGCUGGAGUUAUGGCAAACCAGAAGAAAACUGUGACACCAGUGGAGCCAUGGAGAAAGAAGGAGACCAUUUGUGGUUCAGCAAGUCUGAUCAUGAAAAGUUUAAUUUUAUCUGUGCUGUAAACUAAGAGCUGUAACAUCUGAGUUACCAUAGCUUUACUUUCAGUGAAUCAUUCAAAAAAACAAUCACAUCUUGUGUUGUUGCAUCACUUAGUGUGUUUGUUUUUCUGUAUUGUUCUAUAUUGUAGACUAUUUCUCUAAUCUCUGACAUUUUUACGAUCUGUGUAAAUUUGACUAAUUAAUUUAGGAAGUCCCUGGAUAAAUUAAAUAUGUUCUCAUCCCUGGCAGAUUUAUUUAUUACCUUCUUGCUGG
Molecule: messenger RNA, 1738 nt
Organism: Poecilia latipinna (sailfin molly)
Lineage: Eukaryota; Metazoa; Chordata; Actinopteri; Cyprinodontiformes; Poeciliidae
Product: fucolectin-1-like
Exons: 5
Coding region: 628-1494 (288 amino acids)
Source: RefSeq, a predicted model, not a curated record